GUUUCUUUUUAAGCUUCGCCCCAAUUGGACGUUUUCGAAAGGACUUGAUCCGUUGGCUGGGUAUUUAACGCGCGCGCUACAAAUAUAAUAAUGAAAUAAGAAAGGACUCACAUAUAAAAUAUAAUAUAAACUAGAAAAAUUCAUAAAAAUAAUUAACUAAAAUAAAGUGCAAAGCUUUACAAUGUUUUUGCGUAUCUGUGUGUGUGUGUCCUUCAUAGCGCAUCUGCUUUGGCGUCCAUUUUUUCAGAGGCUUGCAGCAACACGCAUUUGCUCCUUGAAGAGCCUUACAAUACAUAUUAACGUGUAUGUAGGCGCAUCUAAAUGUGUGUGCGCUUCUUAAGAAAUUUCGUGUGACUUAAUACGUGCAUUGUUGUUUUUAUUGCAGUCACCUGCCAGCAGUAGACUCGCAUUCCAUUUGACAUUUCGGUAAUUUUGCGCACGCUGUAAAUAUUUAGUGCAUAAGCAAGAACGCAAAAACAAAGCAAAAAGUACGAAAAAAAAAUCAAAGUCAAAGCGCAAAGAACACUCAAUAUAAAUAUUAUAUGAGAACAUAACAAUAAAAAGCAGCAACAAAAAACGCUCAUGGUGGCAAAUGAAAGAAAUCAGGGUCAUGCAUUGGCGAGCAAAAACUAUAUAAAUAAAAUUAUAAUAAAUAGAGAUGUGUGUGAAAUAAUUGUGCAAUCUAUUAAAUGUGCCACUUGAAUUAGAAAAAAAAGUAAAGAAAAAAAAUCAAAUCAAAUAAAAAAGCAUAAAACAGCAAAAAUAUAAUUAAUUAUUUAUUAAAAUUCUUAAGUAAAAAAGUUAAAAAGAAAUCCAUAAAUUAUAUACAAAGAAUUUUCUGCUGAUUCCCCUUACUGUGAUAUAACUUAUGCAGCAGAACAUAACCUAGAAAAAAAAAAGAACUCAACUUAAAUACAAACAAACUACUUUUAGUACCUUAACAAUAUAAUAAACGCGUCCUUUGUGCGCACCAACACAUGUACUAACAUACAUACAUAUGUAAAUAAAAAUACUUAAUACAUAUGUAUAUAAAAACAUAUGUAUAAUAUACAUAAAUAAAAAAAAAAAAUUGACAUCCACAUGACUUUUCUGCGCAAUUUGUCGUUUGAUUAUCUCACACAAACACACAAGCACUCACACACGUAAGCACAUUGUUCAGCUCCGUGUGACAAAAGAAAAAUAGUAACAAAAGUGGAAACUGGAAAUAGAAUAGAAUAGCAGUGAAUUUCCAUAUUAAACGCCGACAGUGUAAGUCACUUUUAAGUGGCGCCCUCAGCUAUCAGCGGCAGCCUCCAGUGUCGUCGAGCGCAAGUGAGCAAGCACUUCACUUCACUUUACACAACGAGAAAUUGCAAAACUUGUUGCCGGAAACUUGUCGUGAUGGGGAUAAGGACAAUGGAGUCGCAACACAAAUCGGUUUUCAUGCUACUCUUCACUCUAUGCCUUACAUUAAGCGCUGCCCUUGAAGAGGACUGCAUUGACUUCCAGGGCAAUUCCGUUAAUCAUGGCAUGCUGUAUGUGCCCGGACCAGGUGUCUGCAGUCUUUGUGUCUGCUAUCACUCAGAACCGCUUUGGUGCAAGGCCAUCUAUUGUGAUCCACCCUAUUUCUGUAAAAAUUUCCGUGUAGGCGAACGUUGUUGUGAGUUCGAAUGUUUGGAUCCGCCCGGAGAGGAUAAUAAAUAUCAGGAACGCAUGCGAAAACGGGCGGAAAUAUUGGCUGGCAAUAGCACUGCAUCGAUGCAUCGCAUCACACCGCUCGCCGUCUCCACCAUAGUGUUUACAGUUAUAACAAAUAACUUUUUGAAUUUAUAACUUCAAGCAAAAGGCGAAAUCACAGAUGGUGGCUGGUGGUGAAGCGUGGAAGGAGUUGAGUGCAAAAUGUGGCGAAACAAAGUAGAAACGGAAAGCGCCUUAUUCGUGUGUCUGUCGCUGUAUGUGUGUAGAGUAGUGGAGCAGGAAAUCACUGUCGGUGGUGGUGUAACAAAUAUUUGCGCGAAAAUUCGCGCAUAUUUACUAUGCUGUAGUACGUGCUAGCAUAUAUAUAUGUACAUACAUAAAUACCAUACAUACAUAUGCAUGUAUCUGGAUUUAGCACAUUUUUUUACAUACUUCAAUAUAACAAUAAUUUAGUGCAGAGAGCAAAAACAAUCUUAGUGAAAAAAUUAUGAAAAAUUAAUUUAAUGAUUGAAAAGAAAUAAAAAAUAAUAAAUAAAAUAUAAAACUAUAAAAAAAUAAUAAAUACAAAAUUUAAUAUAGAUAAAAUGAAAAAAUGAAAAAAAAUUUGAAAUAUUCAAAAAAUAUAUAUAUACAUAAAAAUAUAAAAAUAAUAUGAAAAGUAAAAUAAUUUUGGAAUAUACCAAAAUUAUAUAAAAAAAAGCAUCUAUGCAAAUUUGUGAAAAAAUUCAAAAUGGCAAAAUUUAAAUAACACCUCAAAACAUAUGACACAUAGAUACAUAUGUACAUACUUAUGUAAGUAAUGUGAAAAAAAACAAAUUAAUUAAAAAAAUAAUAAAUAUAUCUCUAAUGAAAUCUGAUAAUAAUUUUGAAAAUCUAGAAAUUUAUUGCAAUUAUAUAAUUUAACUAUAGCUAAAACUGAUGCAGGUGUACAUAGACCAAUGAACAAUAUAUGCCAGGUUCUCAUUUUCAAACUAAUCUUGACAUAUAUACAUAUAAAUAUACUAAUAUUAACAGCUAGUUAAAGUAUACGCAAAUCAGAAAGAAAAAAAUUAAAAAAAAAAAUUAUUAUUAAUAAAAAAUUAAAAAUAAAUUUAAAAAAUAUUAGAAAUAAAAUUAAUGCAUAAGAAAAAUUUCAAAAAUUCCGAAUAAAAACUAAAAUAACAAUAGUCAACUAUUUAAAUUUUCAGGCAUUUAUGGCCUUUUAAAAUUAUUAUAGCCAUACUGGAAUACAAAUUUCUUACCCUUUUCAAUAAAAAAAUAUAAGAAUAACAGUUUUUCUCAGUUAUCGGACAUCAAAAAUUUGAUUUUUUUCUACCUUUUCAUUUCCUUAGUAGUCUAGAACAACAUAUCUACUUCAAUGACUUGCAAGUGAAACCAAAACAAAAUCAUUUAUAUACAAAUACCAAUUGUAUGUACAUACUUAUGUAUAAUAUAAAACAACAUGACGAAUAUCAUUUACGAGAUACACACAUUUUUAAUUGGUGCUAGUGAAGAAAUUUGAAUAAAAUUUGGAUGAAAAUAAAAGAUUGAUUGAACAAAAUGAACAUAUUCAGCAAUUUUGCAUACUUUCAUACUUUAUUGCAUAGUACAUACUUUCACAUAUACCAUACACACAUAUACAAUGUACAUAGUACACAAAAUUUAUCGAUAAAUUGCACUUUUAUGCAUGCAUAAUAACAAAAAAAAUACAAAUCUACUUGUACUUGUAUAUACAUAUAUACAGACAUACAUAUAUUCAUAUAUGUAAAAAUAUUUGUACAUAAAAUGUACAUAUUUGGUAGCUUUGAAUUCUUAGGUAAAUGCUGUUAAGGCAUUAAAAACACCAAUAUUUACAAGCAAACUUACAUAACCUAUUGUAAUUAUAAUAAUAUAAUUCAAUAAAACAUUUGAAAAUAUAUACAAUAAAUAAAUAAAUAUUAAAUCCGAUUUUAGUAAUAAAAACUAUAUUUAUAAGAAGGGGAGGGCGUUUACAUACAUAGAAUGUAGGUACUGGCUUUGAAAACUGUUAGUUUUAAUUAUAUGAUAAUUGUAAUAAAUCUCAAUAAAAAGCAAAUAAAACGAAUUAACUGAAUUGUAUAAAUUUCCAAUAAAUAUGGUAAAUAAAAAAAAUUGAGAAGAUGCUAUUUACUUAUUUUAUGUUAUUUUAUUUUAUUUUUUUAAUUUUAUUUUAUUUUAUUGUAUUUUUUAUAUAUUUUUUCCAAUAAAUAUGAUCAUUUAAAAAAAAUUGAGAAUAUGUAAUUUAUUUAUUUUAUCUUAUUUUAUUUUAUAUUAUUAUUUUUUAUUUUAUUUUACUUUAUUUUUUUGUAUUAAAUUUAAUUUUUUUCUUUGCAGCUAUGCUAGCUAUCUAAUACAAAUAGAAAUAUAUUCUGUAAUAAUAAUAAAAAUAUAUAAAAAACAACAGUCGAAAAAUAUUUUCACCCUUUUAUAUUAUAUAUUUUUAUUGUUAAAAUAUAAAUAUAUUAGUAUAUAAAUAUAAAACAGUUUUUUAAUAUCGAACUAUUUUAUUCCUACUACUUUUCGAACGCAGUUUUUAUAACUAUUUUUUGAAAUGAUUUUUUGAUGCAUUAUUUUUACACUUUUGGUUUUUAAUGUUUAAUAUAGUUUUUUUUUAUUAUUCAUUACUGUUAUACGUUAAUAAAAACGUUUAUUGUUCUCUUAUCAUCAAUAUUUUUUAUUCUAAUUAUUUUGUCUUUUCUUAUCAUUUUUUUAUACACGGAAAACCCCUUGAUUUCUCAUUGACAAUUAAUAAUUAUAAUUUUUCAAUAAAUUUUUAAAUAUCAAUAAACUUAACGAUAGUCUAUGAAAACAGUGUAAACCUUCAUAAGAAUUUUAAAAAAAUUUCUUAAAUUUUUAAUUAUAGUAUACAACACCUGGCUUGGUAUUGAACCAACCCAAAUUUUUUCGAGAGAUUGAGUCAUUAAAAAAAUAAAAACUUCUCCGCUUUUCGAAGUUAGCCUCCAAGAUCGAAAUAUUGCCUUCGAAUUUGGAAAUUAAGCUUAUUAAAAAAUUAUUAUUAUUUAUAGUUUGUAAAUUCCUAAAAAAUGUAAAGCAUGGAAAUAUUCUACGCUUUACUCUUAUUUGAAUGGUGGAUACAAUUUUUCAGUGAAGCUUAUAUGACAUAUAAUGUAUUAAAGUUGGGCCAGCAUUUUUGAAAUAGAAACUAUUUAUUUUUUUGGAAGAUUCAAAUUUGAUACCAUAUAGCAAUCAUUGUCAUAUAAUUUGACCGAAAAUUUUAUACACGUUUGUAAUAUAAGGAAAAAGAAGUUUUCGUCCAUACUUUUCUUAUUAACUAUUUACUGAACAAUAGGGUUUUCCAAUAACCCUGACUUUGUAAUACGAAGACAAAUAUUUCGUUUUCGGAGAUUAACUUUGAAAAAAGAAUAAAGACGAAGUGCCGAAAGAGAUAAUUAAUUUCAUCUUUAUCCAUUUAGCGUCAAAAUUUUAUAUACUUGUAUAUAAAAAAAAUUAACUUCAUUUAGCAUUAUUUCGAGAAUUAUGUUCUGCUUGUUCUAAAUGGGUCUGCGUGUAUGCAUUGGUUUAGGGUAGGUGAUUAGAAAUGCAAAAAAAAAAGUAUUUUACAAAAGCAAUUAAGGCGAAUUGUGGAGCAGGUAGCACUGUAUUUAUUUUGAUAUUUAUUUACUUUUAUUUAUUCUAUUUUUAUAAAUAUUUUUCAUUUUGUAUUUGGAUUAUUAUAAUAUUUUUAUAUAUAUUUAAAAUAAAUUGCAAAAAUUGUUUGCCUAAAUUAAAGCAAAAGCAUUUUUAAAUACUAAAGGUAGCAAAUCUUCAUAAUUAAACGAAUAUUGCCUUAGAAAUAUAUUAUAAAAUAUUCUCUUGAAAAAACAGAAAAAAUAAUAAGAAAAUAUCAUAAUAUUUUCCAUAUUAAACAAAUAAUAUAAAAGCAGACGAAUUAAUAGUAGACAAAAUAAGUCAAUUUCAAAACAAAAAAACUAAUUGAACUAACUUAAUUAAAACUAUAUCAAUGAAUUAAAAAAAGAGUCCAAAAGCUUUAGCAUUUAGAAAAUAAGAUUCUAAUAAAUCACUUUUUAAAUAAAAAACUUUAAUUACCGUUAAAUAGAAAUAGGAUUGGAAAAUUUUGCGUAGGUAAAUAAAUUACAAAAAACUCAUAACUGUGGUCUCUUAUAUUAAGCAGAAAUUUAGUGACACUUAUUAAAAAAUAAUUAUAUGGCAUACACUGAAUGUAAAUAAACUAUUGAAACGUCACAAAUAACAAUAACAACAUGUGACAUGAAAAUAAAUGAUAAAUGUGUAAUAUUGCAAAAUAAUUUAAUUAAUGAAAAACGUACAUGGUUUUUGAAAUUAUAGCAAAAAUAUAUAAAAAAUAAAAUAUAUAUACAAUAUAUAUAAAUUAAAAGCAAAAUAAUUUACAUGGCAAUUCGAUAAGAAACUACCUUUUUCUAAAAUCUUGAUUAAUAUGGCACUGAAAGAAGUUUUAUUUUACUGAAGAAACUUUUUGACUUUAAUUAAUUGACAUGACUUCAAAUAUAGAAAAAAAUGUUUCCACUUUUUUUAUGUGAAACCCAAAAAUUUGCUGGCACAAAAAGAUUUCAAAGCAUGAAAAAUUGUUUUUUUAAGCUUUCACUUUUAUUUGAUAAAUGAUUUGAAAAUAUGUUAAGCUUUCAUGUGGUGCUUUGUGCUUGAAAUAGAAAAGCUCACACAAUGAGUGUUUGAGUGGCCAUCCAUAUCGAACGAACUCGAAAUUUUCUUUUAAAAUACUUUUUGUUUCGAUCACUAGGCUAAAAAUAAAGCAAAAGUUUAGAAUUAACUUCUUCGCCAAGAAAAAAAUUAUUUAUUACAUUUAAUAAAUUCUGCAUAAUCUUUGGCCGUAAUAAUAUAUUUAUUAGAUUUAAUAUACACAUACAUAUGUACAUAAUAGCAAAGCUUUAAAUAUUUUUAUAUAUUUAAAUAAUGCAAAUUUACAUAGAGCAAAAUCAUAAUUAUUAAGCUUUAGCCUUAAGUAAAUUUUUGUUGCGUCAAUUAUGCAAAAUUAGCAGAUGUACACAUAUAUUUAUGCAUAUUUAUUGCUGUAAAGUUUAAUUAAUGCAAUUUAGGUUUUUGAAAAGUGCGUUAAAAAGCGCAAGAGUGAUUGUUUGGAUCCAAUUUGUUGGUUGCGCCGAAUGUGUUAGAGUCAGAUUCUUUUCAAAAGAAUAUCAAGAGAAGGCUGUGAGAAAUAUUUGCUUUAAAAUUACCAAAUUACAAAUCAUAAAAUACCAGAAACAAAAAAAAACAUUAAACAAAACAAUAAAAAUAAGAAAAUCAAUAAUAACAAUGUACCAAUUGAAUAAAUAUAUAAAAAGUAAAUUAUAUAUUUAAGUAUAGUAUAUAUGUAACAAGUAUGUCACAAAGGCAAAAAUGAAAGAUAACACAUGGCUACAACCAGUUCUGUUAUAAGCCAGUGGCAAAAAAACACUCGCUAAAAUUACAAAAUGCUUGCAAAAAAAUAAAUUCGAUUAUUUGUAGGAAUUCAGCAAGUUGGGUUAAAAUAUAUGACAGAUUUCUAACCUUGAAUAAAAUUUAAAACUAGUUCUCAAUUAAUAAACAACAAACAAUAUUGAAACGUCCAGGAAAUUAGUUUUGAUUUAAGCACUCAUUUUGCACUUGCUUAACUAGAAAACAGGAUUUGGAUUAUAAUUUAUCCCUUAAAUAGAAUAUAAAUUGAGCUAAAAUAUAAUAUAUAUAAAAGCUUAAAAUAUACAUUAUAUAUAUAAAAUUAAAUUCAAGUAUUUAUUAGGUUUAUUUAUAUGAUUGAAGCUUUCCAAUUGAAUUAAACAAUUUCAAAGUAUUAAAAUAUUGAUUUGGAACUUCUAAUAACACUAAUCCCUCCUUUAUUUAGUGGUUAAAGGCAGUUCGAUUGUCUUUCUUUAUCUUUCCUAAAACAUAAAAUUAUUUCCAAUUUAAACAAAUCAUAAUUUAAGGAUUUUAUAAUUCAAAAUUUUUUUCAUCCUGCCAAAGAUUCUCUCAGAACACAUUACCCUAAAUGCCUCUCUGAUGAUUCAUAUAAAUACAUAUAUAAAAAUGAUUUACAAACGGUGCAGAAACAAAAAAAAAAUUAUUAAAUUAAAUUAAAAUGCUUGACUGGCGGCAUUUUUUCAGACUAAAUACUUUUCAUCAGAUAUUUUUUAACUUUUGAAAUUUUUUUUAUAUGGCUAAAAUCACACACAAAUUUGUUGACUGCAAAUGGGGAUUAAAACAAAUAUUAUAAUCACAAAACAGCUCUACAAGUAGUUUUAACUGCAGUUGAUCUUACCACUGACAACUUGGAGAUGGACUUUCAAUAUAGACCAAAUUUAUAUUUUCUUUUUUAAACCUAGCUGCCUAAUUACUUAAGGCAAGUAUGUGUAUCGAAAACAGCUUGUUUCCUUCUCCGAUUGACUGAUUUAUAUUGUUUUGAACGGUUAUUUAACGGUUAUGGCUGCCUAACGUCUCAUUUUCGUGUUAGAAAUGUGCGAAAACUUUUGCAGUGUCACCUAAUACUUUGGUCGUCGAAAUUUGAACUGAUGAAUGACAAAGGAAGUGAAUUAGACUACCUUGCGUCCGGCUGCUAUUAUUACCUUUAUUAAACACUCGUUAUUAUAUAAAUUUUUUUUACCAUUAAAUAAUAACACAAUUAAGCCGAAUUCUUGAAAAAUCGCUUUUACUAAAAAAAUUAUACUAGCUAAAACCAAAGGAUAAUGGAAGGCUUAACAAAUUUAUCAAGAAAAAAUUAAUUGAAACAAUUAAACCAUAUACAGAUGUCAUAACUUCAAAGUGUGCAAGAUUUAACUUCAUAAAACGAAAAUAAUGAAUAAAUUAACAAAAUUUUGUCAAUUUGAAUAUAAAUUACGAAUAUAAAAUUUUUAAUGAAAAAUAGAAAAUAGACAGAUCUUUUUAAUACAAAAUAUAAUUAAAUCGUUAUUGAAAUAAAACUUAAAGAAGUGAAAUAAAUCAAAAUAGUGCUUGAGCAAAUUCUCAAUAUUCAAAAUACAGCGCAUGUCCAUUCAUUUACAAAUUAAGUAUAAUACAUAUAAUAAUAAAAAUGAAUAAAAAUUUUCAAGAAAAAAAAUUAACUAAAUUUUUCAAUAAAAAUCUUAAAAAGCAAUUAUAAAUAAAUUUAACACUUUCAUUUUCUGCAAAAAUAAUAAAUGGCAACUUUAAGAAAAUUACAAGAAACAACAACAAUGCAACAAUUUUUAUAAUAACACUUUACUGAAUUUUUCAACGCAAAAAUACACACAAUUCUCUUUUAUAGUUUUUGUUAAAAAACGUAAAUGCCAAUGAAGCGAGUUUGUUAAUAAAAAAUAAAACUGUUAAUAUUAUAUAAGCUAAAUUUCGAUUACGCUUGUUAUAUAAUUAUAAUGGACACCUAAAGACACCCGUAUGUACAUUACAAUACACUAAGUACAGAAAAUAUACAUACAUACAUCAGAAUAUGUAUGUUUCUUAACCGUACAGAUAACAAAAACAAAAUUUUCCCCAAAUUUAAGAACUAUAUACUAUGUACUAUAGUCUCAGAGCAACAAAAUACAAAGAAAAACUAAUAAAUAAUUAAAUACAUAUUUAAAACUAAAA
Molecule: messenger RNA, 9243 nt
Organism: Bactrocera oleae (olive fruit fly)
Lineage: Eukaryota; Metazoa; Arthropoda; Insecta; Diptera; Tephritidae
Source: RefSeq, a predicted model, not a curated record